GAGAACACUUGCGCUGGGGAAGAACAAGCAGUCGCCAUGCCUCGCGAGAAUAGACAACGUGGGCGCAGAAAGAAGAAGACCGAAGAAGAAGUCCAGGAAGAAGCAGAGAUUGUGGCUGUAGAUGCAGAAGCAAGGCGACACGAUCAUGCUGAAGGCGAGGGCGAUGAAGAGUCGGGCACCUUCUUCGGCCUGCUGGAUGAAUCGGAACAGCUCUACUUCAAGAACAUCGACGAUGCGCUGAUCGCCGACGAGUUUGCCGACCGCGAAGAGACGCGUCUGUUUGUUGAAAAUGUCUACAAAGAGGCAGAGGGCAAGGAACUCAAGCUUGCAACCUCACCUCUCGGCUCUAAAGUGCUCGAGCAGAUCCUCGCACGUUCUCAGCCAAGUCAGGUGAAGAACUUGUUCAAGACGCUCCAAGGCAACUUUCACACCCUUGUGCGACAACGCUAUGCGUCGCAUGUCUGUGAAAUGCUCUUUGCCAUCACGGCCACCUUGGUGUCUGCAGAACUCGCAAAGCCAUUCGCGGCAGAAGUCGCUGAUGUGGAUGCAGAGCCCAUCGUGACAAUGGAAAAUCUCUUCCUGUACAUGUACCACGAGAUUUCAGGAGACUUGGCAGCUCUUGGUGCAGAUAUCUAUGCAUCGCACGUUGUACGUGACAUCCUCCUUAUUUUCAAAGGCACCCUGUUUGUGGCCGAAGUGGCACAAGCGAACAGAAAGCGAUAUCACGGCCAAAAGAAGUUCUUGUGGUCACGGCCUGAAAAGGUAUUGCCUGUGCCAGCCUCAUUCAAGCAGUCUUUGCAAGAGGCACUCGCCAGCUUGUCCUCCUUAUCAGGGCCACAACUUCGCAUCAUGUCUAGUCAACCUUUCAGUGUCAGUUUCGUACAAGCGCUCAUCACCCUCGAGGCAGACACUGACUCAGGACGCCCGAUCCUAUCGGCCCUCCUGGGCGACACGCAGUCUGACGAGCGUGAUGACUUUGUGGAGACCAUCUUGCGCGAUCAAGCAGGCACGCGACUAUGCGAAACCAUCAUUGAGUCUGCACCUCCGGCACUCUAUCAACGUCUUCACCAGCUCUACUUCAUGGAGCGUAUGGCAAAAUUCGCCCACAAUCCGCUCACUAAUUUUGUCCUGCAGCGCUUCAUUCUCAAAUGCCCAGAUGCGGAGACAUUUGCCGCUAUUGUCAAGGAAUUGACGCCAGUGAUGCAGGAAUUGAUUGAACUCAAUCACAUGCUCGUUGUUCAGCGUCUCAUCGAGGUCAGUGUCCGGCUAGAUGUUCAGCAAGCGACACUCCUCAAAGAAACCAUUCAAGCAAUACAAGGCAAUAGCAAGGAGCUUGUGCCUCGAUUGUUGGCUCACGUAGAGCCCAAGCCAGACACAGACGAUCGGGCGCCAAGAAGACAUGAUUCAAAGUCACUCAAUAUGCAAGGCGCCUUUUUGCUGGAGGCAUUUAUGAACCUCUCGGAUGACGCACACAAGGCCGUGACCGAAUCAUUACUUGCCCUUUCGAAGGAGACAUUACUUGAGUAUGCAAAACUCCCUGCGCCUGCCAAAUUGAUGGAGUCCUUCUUGCUGCACACAAGAACUUCCCCAAUCUCUCGAAAGUUGCUCAUCAAUUCACUCUUUGGUUCCUUCCCAGACCUCGCCUGCGAUGCACGCUCCAGUCGUCUCGUCGAUGUGUGUUGGCAAGCAACAGGACCCAUCAAGCUCUACAAAGAUCGUAUUGCGCAUGAACUCGUCGACGCAGCGGAUCAAGUCCGCGCCAACUUUUAUGGCCGCAUUGUUUGGCGAAAUUGGCAUCUCGAUUUGUUUAAGAAUAAGCGUGGUGAUUGGCAGUCUCUUGUGAAGCAAGAAGGCGCCAAGGCACAAGCCAUGUCGAAAUUACAGGAUGAAGCACCAGCUGCUCGGCUGAUUGAACCUCAACAAGCAGCUGCAGCGGUAGAUGGGGUGGAUGCCGGACGGGCUGAGAUGAUGGCUGCAGAAGAGGCAGCGGCUGCGAAACGGCAACGAAAGGCAGAGAAAAAGGCGAAGCGGCCUGUUGAUGAAAUUGAUGAUUUGUUCUCCAAGAAGAAGAGGACGAAAGCUUAAAGUAGACCAGGUAGCUCGAGUCAAUGAAUGAGUCGUCCCAUCUGGCGAAUUUCAAAACUGCGACAAGACGCAUCCUGGACACGAGCUGAAGAAAGCCGGAAGUACGACGAUGGCAGAAGUGGAACAAGCGCAAGUGCCAGAGGGAAAUCCUCCUCGCAUAUCACCCGUUUACUGUGGUGUCUGCUCUUUACCGCCUGAAUACUGCGAAUUCCAGCCCUCCGUUGCGAAAUGCAAGGAUUGGCUAGAGCAAAACGACACUGAGCUCUUCAGUAAGAUCUUUGCUGGUCUGGAGCUCACGGAUAAGCAGCAAAAGACGACUGAGAAGCAUGAAGCGAAGCAAGCGCGCGCAAUGGAGAAGAAGAUGCAAAGUAAAGUGCUCAUUAAACGCAUUGAACGUGGAAAGCGGAAGUAUGUGACGGGCGUGUUUGGGCUGGAGGUC
Messenger RNA from Protomyces lactucae-debilis, 2524 nucleotides. Its product is annotated as armadillo-type protein. The coding region runs from base 37 to 2085 and encodes 682 amino acids. The transcript has a single exon. Gene Ontology annotation, biological process: endonucleolytic cleavage to generate mature 5'-end of SSU-rRNA from (SSU-rRNA, 5.8S rRNA, LSU-rRNA); endonucleolytic cleavage in ITS1 to separate SSU-rRNA from 5.8S rRNA and LSU-rRNA from tricistronic rRNA transcript (SSU-rRNA, 5.8S rRNA, LSU-rRNA); ribosomal small subunit export from nucleus. Gene Ontology annotation, cellular component: 90S preribosome; preribosome, small subunit precursor; nucleolus. Gene Ontology annotation, molecular function: RNA binding. The record is from RefSeq and is a predicted model, not a curated record. NCBI's taxonomy places the organism in Eukaryota, Fungi, Ascomycota, Taphrinomycetes, Taphrinales, Protomycetaceae.